CAGCAGGUGGCGGUAAAGCCCCUGAAAGCUUCAUAGAGAAGGAAACUCGCCUCCUACGGUUGAAUUUGAAAACAGGCGGCAGUUUUGUGAUUGGAAAGUUCAUAACAAGGUGAAUUUAACAUUAAAGAUGACCGCGGACAAUGAGAUAGAGCUAAAGGAGGCGUUUCAGCGGGCUCAAAAAGGACACAACAACAAGGCGAAGCUGGUGGCGAGCCUGAAGAGCCGCUACAACAAGCUUGAGGACAAGACGCUUUUUCACGAGGAGUUUGUCCACUACCUGAAGUAUGCAAUGAUCGUGUACAAACGGGAGCCUGCUGUUGAAAACGUGAUCGACUUUGUGGCCAAGUUUGCCGCAAGUUUCCAGCCUGCACCCAAUACAGAAGAUGAGCAGCAUCAAGAAGAAGAAGAAGACGAGGAAGAAGAUGAGGAUGAUCAUCCAUUUCUGAGUUUCAUCUUCAACUUUCUGUUAGAGUCUCACAAAGCCAACAGUCAUGCGGUGCGUUUCAGAGCAUGUCAGUUGAUCAACAAGUUGCUCGGCAGCAUGGCGGAGAACGCCCAGAUCGAUGACGAUCUCUUCGAUCGCAUCCACCAAGCCAUGCUGGUUCGCGUCACGGACAAGUUCCCCAACGUGAGGAUUCAGGCUGCUUUAGCUAUGACCCGCCUUCAGCAGCCAAAGGAUCCUGACUGUCCCACCAUCAAUGCUUAUAUGUUAAUUCUGGAAAAUGACAGUAACGCGGAGGUGCGACGUGCCGUUCUGUCCUGCGUUGCAAUGUCGCCGCAGACCCUGCCUAAAGUUCUCAAACGCACUCGAGACAUUAAAGACAAUGUGCGCAAGCUAGCCUACCAGGUUCUUGCUGAAAAGGUUCAUAUUAAAGCGCUUACCAUUGCACAGAGAGUUGGUCUACUGCAGCAGGGUCUCCAUGACACUUCAGAGUCUGUGAGAGAAGUAGUUUGCAGUCGCCUGCUGCCGGCAUGGCUGCUUCGGCUGGAUGGAAACGUCAUCGAGCUGCUCCAUCGGCUGGAUGUGGAGAACUGUGCAGAAACCGCUAUGGAAACCCUGAAGGCCAUUUUUAAAACCAUGCCAACCGAAGAGCUGCUGCAGAACAGGGGACUGCUCGACAAUAGAAAGGUAAUCCCUGAGGACUCUAUGACCUGUGAAAAUGUGCUUUACUGGAGAGCUUUGUGUGAGUUCUUGAAGAGUAAAGGGGACGAUGGGGAGGAAAUGCUUGAACAGGUGUUACCAGAUGCUGCAACCUAUGCUGACUACCUCUGUGGCUUUCUGAAGGCAGUGCCUGUGCUGACAGAGGAGCAGAGGGCUGACUUCAACCAGCUGGAGCUUGUCAUGACCAAAGAAUUCAUCUCCCAGCAGCUCAUCCAUCUCAUUGGUUGUCUCGAUACUAACGAGGAGGGUGGCAGGAAGCGUGUGCUGGCUGUCCUGCAGGAGAUGCUGGCUCUCCCUCAGACCCCCUCCUCCCUGGUGUCGGUCCUCACUGAGAAACUCCUCGCCCUCAUCCCAGACGACCAAAGACGCAUCCAGACUGUGGCAGAGAUCAUUUCAGAUGUGAGAGAACCCAUCACGGACGCCAGUCAGCCAGUGGAUGAGAACAUGAGUCGUCGGCAGCAGGUCCAGCUUGCGGAGGUGAAGGUUCGCAUCAUGGAGGCCAAACAGGCUCUGGAGGACAGCAUCGCUGCCCAGGACUUCAGUCGAGCGGCAGAGCUGAAGGACUCCAUCGCAGGUCUCGAGAACCACAGAAACCAGGUCCUGCAGGAGAUCGCAAAGAGCAACCAAGCAGUCGACAAAGAGGUUCACAUUGAGAAGAAUGACCCGGAGACUCUUCUGAGGUGUCUGACGAUGUGUGCUGAACUGCUGAAGCAGAUGAACAUCAAGACUCGAACUGGUCCAACCAUAAGUGCCUUGAUGUCCUCACUGAUCCUACCAUGCAUAGCAAAUGCUCACCCUGCUGUUCGCAACAUGGCCGUGGUGUGUCUGGGGACGUGCACCCUGCACAGUAAGGAGCUGGCCAAGACCCACCUGGUCCUCCUGCUACAGAUAGCCCAGCUGGAUGAGGUGAAGAUCCGCAUCAGUGCUCUGCGGGCAAUCAUCGAUCUGCUGCUGCUGUUUGGCUUCCAGCUUCUCUGUGAAACAGCUUCCACUCAUACCGCCCAACCCACCCAGUCGCCCGACAAGCAGCAGGCUGAUGCCACGACGGCUGAGGACAAGGGAGACGCUCCAGAAGACAUCGCACAGAGCAUCCUUGUGAUGUUUUCAGAGUUCCUGGACAGCGAGGUGUCUGACCUGCGGACAGAGACGGCAGAGGGUCUGGCUAAACUUAUGUACAUGGGCCGCAUCUCCAGUGCAAAGAUGCUUUCACGCCUGGUGCUGUUGUGGUACAAUCCUGUCACUGAGGACGAUGUUUGCUUACGUCACUGCCUUGGGGUCUUCUUCCAACUCUACGCAUGCGAGAGCAGAUCCCACCAGGAGGUUGUGGAGGAGAGUUUCCUUCCAACUAUUCGAACUUUGCUGAAUGCUCCGGCGACUUCUCCGCUGGCCGAAGUGGAUAUUAACAACGUAGUUGAACUACUGGUUGAGCUGACCCGUCCCAGUGUGCUUAUUAAACCUUCGGCUAACACAGAGGUUUCCAUCCAUGACUACCUGGCAGUGCGUAUGUGUGGGGAGAUGCUCAAAGAUCCCACAGCCCCUGAAGUCCGCCUGUAUGCCAAGACUCUGAGCAACCUGGAACUCAGCCGGGAGGAGACUACGAGGGAGGACCUGACGACGCUGCUGCAGCAGCUCGUGCAGGAAGUUAAGGAUCGAGUUUGCCUUCGUGCUCUGGAGAAGAUGUUACAUCAGCUGGUUGACUCUAAAGAACAGGCGGAGGUCCUCAGCGCGAGUGCUCUCCAACCACUAGACGUCAACGCAGACGAGGCUGCAACAGAAGAUCCAUCAAAAUCUGCCAAGAGACCUAAGAGAGGUCAAAGGAAAGCUUGUACAGCCAAAGGGGGCAGGAAGCCUAGCAGAAAAGCUGAGUCAUCAGAGGAGAGUGAUGGAGAAAAUGUCCCAGAGUCUGUUCCUGCGGUGCGUCCAUCACGGAGAGCCAAGACUGCAGCUCUGGAGAAAACCAAACUGGACCUGAACCCUCUCAUCAAUCAGGAGGCCAAUGUGUCGUAAAAGACCAGCCAUGAUGUAUUACUUUGCAGGACAUUAAAUCAGUUAUCUGUUGCUCUUUGUCUCCUACAACUGGUGUUAAAUCCAACACACAUAUAGUGGAAAUAUUUUAUUACUGAGUCUUAGUAAAUGUCACUAAGCUCCAAACAUUUAUAACUAAUUACUACCACUGUCUGUCUGUUCUGCUUUUACUGCAUUCAUUUGUGCCCUAUAGUUUUGUUAGCAUAUCUAACUGUUUUUGAGUUUUAUUGUGAUAAUUAAAGCCAAUAAUGUAAAAAAAUAAAACUUGUACACUUUCUAAAA
This is a messenger RNA of Girardinichthys multiradiatus, 3469 nucleotides long. It is a transcript of the gene ncapg, whose product is annotated as non-SMC condensin I complex, subunit G. NCBI's taxonomy places the organism in Eukaryota, Metazoa, Chordata, Actinopteri, Cyprinodontiformes, Goodeidae. Bases 128 to 3169 code for a protein of 1013 amino acids. Gene Ontology annotation, cellular component: condensin complex; condensed chromosome; cytoplasm. Gene Ontology annotation, biological process: mitotic chromosome condensation. The record is from RefSeq and is a predicted model, not a curated record. The transcript has 22 exons.